UACAACUUGUCCGGCAGGCGGCGCUGUUGGCCCCUCCGUGUUAAGUUGGGGGAUGGGCGGGAGCACGACGACAGCCUCUUUCCUCUCUUCAGAGAAUAACCGGAGGCAGCACCCGACAAGGCAGGCGACGACACAGUUGCUGCUCUUUGGGAACGACAUUCUUUUUGAAACGUAAUAAUGGGAGACCCAUCUCUUCGAGACUGCCCCCUUGAUUGUAAAGUGUAUGUUGGAAACCUGGGCAACAAUGGAAACAAAACUGAGUUGGAACGGUCCUUUGGCUACUAUGGACCCCUGCGCAGUGUCUGGGUAGCCAGGAACCCACCAGGCUUUGCUUUUGUAGAGUUUGAGGAUCCUAGAGAUGCCACUGAUGCUGUCAGAGAACUAGAUGGAAGGACCAUGUGUGGCUGCAGAGUCCGCGUUGAGCUGUCCAAUGGGGAAAAGCGCUCCAGAAGCCGUGGACCUCCGCCAUCUUGGAGCCGCCGCCCACGGGAUGAAAACCGGCGGCGUAGUCCGCCCGUACGACGCAGAUCACCUAGGAGGAGAAGCUUCAGCCGCAGUCGCAGCAGGUCUGUGUCAAGAGACAGGCGCAGAGAUAGGUCUCUAUCCAGAGAAAGGAACCAUAAGCCCUCAAGAUCAUUCUCACGAUCUAGGAGUCGCUCCAGGUCGAAUGACAGGAAGUAAAAGGACGACGAAAGACUUGAGCGUCUUUGAUCUUGUGGUUAGGAUUCAACUUUUUAUACAGGCUUUUUUUUUAUUCAUUUUAUUGAUCACUUCAUGUUGUCCUCUGUGGACAAACUAUCCAACUAACAAUCUGUUUGAAUUGACUCUCUCAACUUCAGGACUUUUUUUUUGUUUAACAUUUAAGAGUUGAUUAUAAGUACCUUAAUGCGUGAACCUUUUUUUUUCUUUUGUUCCUUAAUCAUUACAAAAACAAAGUUAUUACUGUCUUUCCCUGCAUGUAGAGAUGUCAUCUUGAGAUUUCACUUUCCAUGAUCAUCCCUUGUUUUUGGUUCCAUUAGUUUAACUGAUCGAAUUAAAGGUUAUUUGAUGUUUUUAA
Gadus macrocephalus (Pacific cod) is the source of this 1057-nucleotide messenger RNA. It is a transcript of the gene srsf3a, whose product is annotated as serine and arginine rich splicing factor 3a. Lineage: Eukaryota; Metazoa; Chordata; Actinopteri; Gadiformes; Gadidae. Gene Ontology annotation, biological process: mRNA splicing, via spliceosome. Gene Ontology annotation, cellular component: nuclear speck. Gene Ontology annotation, molecular function: RNA binding. The record is from RefSeq and is a predicted model, not a curated record. The transcript has 7 exons. The coding region runs from base 178 to 681 and encodes 167 amino acids.